UGUGUCCUCCUUUACGGAGAGCUUGUUGAAGGAAGUAAAGUCUGUCAAACAUGAGUUUCCACUACGGUCAGGGCUAUCCAGGAGGAGGCAAUGCUAGACCAGGUGCUGCAUACAUGGGAGGCGGUGGUCACAGUGGGCUUCACCCCUCAGCUCCAUACGCAGGUGCAGCAGGUCCACAAGGAGUUCCGUACGGUGGUUAUGGACAACAAGGACACAGAGGGCAGUAUGGGCAUGCACCUGGGGGUGCUCCCGGCGGGCAUUACGGGGGUUACGGGGGACACGGCGGACAACCUCAUGGUGCACCUUAUGGACACCAUGCUCCAGCAGGUAACAUGCCCCCUGGUGUUAACCCCGAGGCAUACCAGUGGUUUCAGACUGUUGACACGGACCGCAGCGGCUUCAUCAACCUUAAAGAGUUGAAGCAGGCACUUGUCAAUUCCAACUGGUCUGCCUUCAAUGAUGAGACCUGCCUCAUGAUGAUCAACAUGUUUGACAAGACGCGUACAGGACGUAUGGACCUGUUUGGCUUCUCAGCCCUGUGGGAAUACAUGCAGAGGUGGAGAGCUCUGUUUCAGCAAUAUGACAGAGAUCGCUCAGGAUGUAUCAGUGGCAUGGAGCUGCACCAAGCUCUGGCACAGAUGGGCUACAACCUGAGCCCCCAGUUUUCUGAGACGUUGGUGCGUCGCUUCAUCGUACGAGGCGGGCCACACGGCAUCCAGCUGGACCGUUUCAUCCAGGUGUGCACCCAACUCCAGAGCAUGACGCAGGCCUUCAAGGAGAGAGACACAGCCAUGUCGGGCAAUGUCCGCCUCAACUAUGAAGAAUUCCUUUCUUGUGCCAUCACCAGGCUCAUGUGAGCCUCAUUCCACUGACAGUCCCUCUGCACUGCGGACGCACAAAGUCAUUCCAUGUUCAUGUCAUAUUUUGUUCAGUUUUCAAGGAGUCCCCACCUGUGGGUUUGUAUACAGGAUAUCGGCAAGUUCACAUUAUUCCGUGGCUUGUUGCUGUUAAUAGACAAAGCCUAACACCAUGGACCUUCAGCUACCUUUUCUGGAUAGCAUCACCAAAAGACAGCAGGACUGUGACUGUGGCUUUAUAAAACCAGUUACUGCAUGCUGUGUUUUCUUCUAAACAGUCAUAAUCUUACCACAGAUGCCUUGAUGACAUUAACCAUUAGUAUGUUGUUUAUUAGUACCAGUAUUUUUCAGUUAUAAUGCUAUCAAAAUUACAUUUAACUCGGCGCUUGCCUAUAUAUUUUUAACUAACUAAAUGUUUACCCAAGAGCCCCACGUACCACAUAUCCAUCAGGGCUGAAACAGUGUAAAGACUUGACUAGAGGAGGUAACAGGAAGUACCUGAAAGAAUAAGAUUAUUCUGUGCUCCUGGUGUAAUAGCAGGAGACCACAUUUUCAUUUACUAUGCUGAAUUGUAUUGACUAUAUUAUAUAACAUUAACAUGUUCAUGUGCCAUUUAAGUGUUUAAACUAUACCCUUUGAAUUGUAUGUGUAUCAGGGGUGUUCAGUAGUUCCUAAAGGUACCUUAGCAAUAAUUGCACAUUUGUGUGUAUUGCAGUGUGUGUAUUUUUAAACAAAAAUGGCCAAUUUUUCUUGCUAGAAUUAUUCUCACACUCUCAUUCACUGUGGGAUUGUGUUAAAGCUCUGUUACAAAGUGAUUCAGAGUUAAUAUAGUAACAGUAUACAUUUAUUAUGAUAUUUGCAAAAUGGAACAAUUACCAAAAGAUAAGAGACACAAACCACUAAAUAAAAAGAGUUCCCAAUUAUGUUUGCAAGUAUCACCUCUAAGAACAUUAAGUGAUUGUAAGGCCAGUACAUUUAAUAUCUGUAUCAACUGACUAUGCACUCCACUGAGGUUUGUAGAUGGACAUCAUGCCAAAAAUGUACCUCAUGCCAAAAACAAAUAAAUGCUUUUGU
Molecule: messenger RNA, 1931 nt
Organism: Scomber scombrus (Atlantic mackerel)
Lineage: Eukaryota; Metazoa; Chordata; Actinopteri; Scombriformes; Scombridae
Gene: pef1
Product: penta-EF-hand domain containing 1
Exons: 5
Coding region: 51-857 (268 amino acids)
Biological process (GO): COPII vesicle coat assembly
Molecular function (GO): calcium ion binding
Source: RefSeq, a predicted model, not a curated record